Messenger RNA from Lithohypha guttulata, 702 nucleotides. RefSeq lists its product as uncharacterized. Bases 1 to 702 code for a protein of 233 amino acids. The transcript has a single exon. The record is from RefSeq and is a predicted model, not a curated record. Lineage: Eukaryota; Fungi; Ascomycota; Eurotiomycetes; Chaetothyriales; Trichomeriaceae.
AUGCUUCAAGACCGCCUCAGCGAGGCUGCAAUCGCCUUCCACCGCAUCCUGGAAGCUAACAAUAUUCCCUAUGGUAUUUUUGGUGGCUUUGCUAUCGCCUGUCUGGGAGGCGCACGAGAAAGUAAAGAUGUAGACUGUAUUGCUAAGGUCAACAAAGAACGACUCAUCAACAUCGUCGACGGUCGCUCCGGCUUUGUUUUUGUCAAUCAGACUCGUCAAGACUAUGUCGCAUUCCUUUGGUCUGAUACACCUGACAGGAGAAACGCCGUUCUUCUUGAGGUUUUCGUGGAUCAAUUUCCCGGCUCAUGCUAUCCCUUGACCAAUGUGCCCAUGGGGAAGGUGCAGGUGAAGGGUCAAAAUUCCGGACAACAAACGAUUUCACUUCUUGAUCCAGUCCUUAUCUUCAAGGGCAAGCUCCGUGCGGCUGCUCUCCGCUCGAAAUUCCACGAUUCUGCUGAUCUUCGAUGGUUGGAAACACGGUUCAGUGCACAAUUGGCGACUACAGUGGCGCAAUUUGAUCCAGUCUAUGUUGGUCUGGCUCUGCGUCGCUACCCCGAGCUCAACAAUACCUUCCUACGACUCGGAUUGGAUCUUCAAAAGGCCGAGGCAGCAGUGCAGUCCUACAGUCUUGACAAAUUACCGGCUCCACAGCCAGGAGAUGUACAGAAGGGCUUGUUGAGGAUACCCAGCAAUGGCCCCUGA